AUGUUAUCGCUCAACUGGACCUCGGUGGUGGUCGGUAUUGCCGCUAUCUUCCUCUUUUGGACUUUUUCGGCUACAUCCUCAUCACCUUUUACGCGCAAUUUCCCCCGCCUCCAGAAUAAGCGGAUAUGUCUGUUGAUCGCACACCCUGAUGACGAAGCAAUGUUCUUCGCGCCAACCGUACUGGCGCUUACCAAGCCAGAACUGGGAAACCAUCUCAAGAUCCUCUGUCUCAGCACUGGUGAUGCAGAUGGUCUCGGCGAAACCCGUAAACAGGAACUUAAGAAAAGUGCCCUCCAGCUUGGUCUCCGCGAUGAAUCCGAUGUCUUCGUUGUGGAUGACCCUACCCGAUUCCCAGAUAGCAUGUCAGCACACUGGGCCGAAGACCAAGUUACCUCUCUCCUCGCAUCAGCCUUCGCGCCCGACCUUGCCGCUUCGCUGAAUGGUUCCAAAAAAGCGGAUCCCAAUAAAGCUCCCACGGCUACUAUCGAUGUCCUUCUUACAUUCGAUAAGGAUGGUAUCAGUAACCAUAUUAACCACCGCUCGCUGUAUCACGGCGCAGUGCAUUUUGUGCGCUCGCUUAUGAAAGAUAAGCCUGGCUUUGCUUCUCCUAUCACCCUUUAUACAUUGUCGUCUACGUCGAUUUUUAGGAAGUAUGCUGGUGUGCUCGAUGCUCCGGUUUCGAUGCUCCAGGGAGCGUUUUGUAAUGUCUAUGACAGGUUGUCUCGAAAGAAGAAAGAUGGUUCUGAUCCAGCACGUCUGCUUUUCGUUAGUUCUGUCAGUGAGUGGCUGACUGCACAGUCGGCUAUGGUGAAAGGUCAUCAGAGCCAGAUGGUUUGGUUCCGCUGGGGUUGGAUUACUAUUGGACGCUACAUGACCGUCAAUGAUCUCGUAAAGGAGAAUAUCUAA
Messenger RNA from Penicillium malachiteum, 906 nucleotides. RefSeq names its product PIG-L family deacetylase. The transcript has 2 exons. Lineage: Eukaryota; Fungi; Ascomycota; Eurotiomycetes; Eurotiales; Aspergillaceae. Gene Ontology annotation, cellular component: endoplasmic reticulum. Bases 1 to 906 code for a protein of 301 amino acids. The record is from RefSeq and is a predicted model, not a curated record. Gene Ontology annotation, biological process: GPI anchor biosynthetic process. Gene Ontology annotation, molecular function: N-acetylglucosaminylphosphatidylinositol deacetylase activity.